Messenger RNA from Acanthamoeba castellanii str. Neff, 230 nucleotides. RefSeq lists its product as uncharacterized. The record is from RefSeq and is a predicted model, not a curated record. The transcript has 3 exons. Lineage: Eukaryota; Discosea; Longamoebia; Acanthamoebidae. The annotation marks the transcript as partial.
AUGGGUGGAGGCGGCGGCGGCGGUGGGUGGCGGUUAUGGGUGGCACGCGCACAGGAAGGCGUGGGCGUGCUCGGUGUGCUGGGCGUCGACCCGGAAGAGGUGGUCGCGAGGAAGACCGGGUGGUACCACCAGGCGCUGAAGCUGGGGGGAAGAGGUGCAGCCACUGAAAUCAAAGAAAAGCAGCAGCUCCACUUCCGGCUGCUCGAGCGGAAGCCCGAGUUCGAGGUCCU